Conger conger (European conger) is the source of this 10722-nucleotide messenger RNA. Its product is annotated as arrestin domain-containing protein 3-like. Bases 123 to 1064 code for a protein of 313 amino acids. The transcript is spliced from 8 exons. Gene Ontology annotation, cellular component: plasma membrane; cytoplasm. Gene Ontology annotation, biological process: protein transport. The record is from RefSeq and is a predicted model, not a curated record. Lineage: Eukaryota; Metazoa; Chordata; Actinopteri; Anguilliformes; Congridae.
UUAUUCGUGGAUAAAAAGUAUUUCACUACUACUGCGAUAAUUAGGCAUACUAUACGUACUAUAAGUUGGCGCAGGCAUUUCAAGCCCGGAUCACACAAUAGGCUACUACAAGGGUAGGCAAAAUGUUUGAAGGAACAAUUGAAUCAUUUACCAUAACAUACGAUAGCUUGAACGAGAGAGAAACUUUAUCAUGCGGCGAUGUCAUAAAAGGGCAAAUAAGUUUCAAAGUUAGUCAACAAAUGAAUAUCUGUGCAAUCAUGCUUGCUAUAAAGGGGGAAGCCAAUGUCGUGUGGUACAACGGUUACGAUAAGAAUCGAAGAACCUACAAUGCAAGAGAAGAGUACUUCAACAUUAAGGAGGUACUUCUGGGAGAAUAUAAUAACGGUCUUGGGGAAGGCAAAAUCGUCCUUCGAGAAGGAACGCACGUCUACCCUUUCAGCAUCCAGCUACCACAAGGAAAUUUCCCUUCAUCAUUUAAAGGGCUUCAUGGAAGCGUGGUGUACUGUUUGGAAGCUGAGAUACACAGACCGUGGCGAAUGCCUAAGGAGUUCCGGUCGGAAUUCAAUUUUGUCAACGACAUAGAUGCCAAUCAUCCACAACUGCUGGUGCCACAGGUUGCUUCCAGUAGCAAGGAGCUGUGUUGUCUCUGCUGCACCACAGGGCCUGUCGCUCUAGGCUUUCAGCUGGAGAAGAAAGGUUACGUUCCAGGAGAGACGAUUAAGAUCAUUGUGGAGUUUGAGAAUGCCACUUCACGUACACUUAUCCCAAGUGUGGCACUCGUUCAGACCCAGACCUUCUACACUCGUUUUCGAACGUCAAAGAAACAUGAAAGCAGAGAUCUAGCCCUCGUUGAAGGGGAGCAUCUCACACCCCACAAUAGUACUGUAUGGGAGAGUGCGAUGCUGCAGAUACCUGCCGAUACCCCGACCAAUCUCUCCCGCUGCCGGAUUAUGGAGGUGGAGUACUCCUUAGAGGUGCGUGUGAGCAUUCCAAGGGGAUUCAACCUCAGAGCCACUGUCCCUCUGGUCAUUUGCUCUAUUCCCGCCUGUCAGCCUUCUGCUUAGGCGAUCAACUGCCAUCUUGUUUUUUGCCAAAUUGCCAUAGAAACGAAACUGGAACUCUUCUCAACACCUGUGUGCCUUGUUUUAUUUUUGUAUUAUUUUGUGGUUGGCAGGGGUUAUGGAUAUUGUUAUUUCCAUAUUAAUUUUUAAUGUCAGGCAUGAAUGAGGUGCUGAAGCGUUUAUUCUUUUUUGUUUCAGCUCCUCUCCCUGUACCAAAUGAUUGCUUUAACACAGGUCACUUGUAAAAUACGACACACACACACAUACACACAUACUAUGCUUUUAUAACAUAAACCAGGGCGGCCUGUAGCAUAGUGGUUAAAGUAAAUGACUGGGACACGCAAGGUCGGUGGUUCUAAUCCCGUUGUAGCCACUAUAAGAUCUGCACAGCCGUUGGGCCCUAGAGCAAGGCCCUUAACCCCGCAUUGCUCCAGGGGAGGAUUGUCUCCUGCUUAGUCUAAUCAACUGUAUGUUGCUCUGGAUAAGAGCGUCUGCCGAAUGCCAAUAAUGUAAUAUGUAAUGUAAUCUUCUAUAGGACAAAAUGUCUCAAAUCUUUGUUAGUUCUUAACAGGGUUUACUAGUACUAUUAGUCUGUAAUCUUUUAUAAUGUUAGGCAAGAGGAUGAACUUUAGAUCAACAUUGAUCACUUUUUUCACCAUUCAGCCAAAUGUAUUUUCAAUGAAUAUACACCCGGGCCUGUCUGAAAAUAUUUGACUAGACUAAAAUCAUAUGAUGCAAUCAAAGAAAGUGAAAAGUGCUGUGCAUCGAGGGAAGAGACAGAAAGCCCAAGUUGGAGGGAGACGACACGCACAUUGCCCUCCAGGAAUGGAAUUUGAGACUUCAGAAUUAUAGAGUGCAAAAAAUGUAAAGGUGAAUUCAUUACCAUGCCUUAGGCUAGAAGUAAUGCACAUUGGAUGUAACUGUCCUGUUUUCUGGGGUGGAACAUUUGGGUUGCAGUGGUUCCACAGAGCACUCACAAAUGACCUUGGAGUGUGACACGCUGGCCGGGUGCUCAUGUCAGAGAGGAUGUGGUUUUUGUGCAAAAAUUACAAAAAAAGGCAGACCAGUGACGCAAUUUAAUAUUCUGUGCUUUGUAGAGUCCAACUUAGUUCUUAGUUCUAGAUUUUACUUGUAAUAUUUUUUGGGUUGUUUGUGAACAUAUUUCAGUGUUUUCAGGUGUGAUUUCCUUGUUUAGACGCUAAAAUGUGAUGUACAAAGUAAAUGCAGUAUUGCCAUCUAUAUCCGCAGUCUGUUACAUUAGUAGUUAGUAAAUAGUUUCAGCACACACAUAAAAUCUGAAGGCUACAUAGUAACUAAAAGUGAUACUGUGAGUUAUUUGGGCAUGUUAUUGGCAUGUACAGAACUGUGCAAAAGUUGUAGGCGGAUGUGGAAGAGUGCUGUAAAACAAGAAUGCUUUCAAAAAUAGAAAUGUUAAUAGUUUUUUUUUUUUAUCACUGUCAGUAUAGCUAUUUCAUAAGUAUGGUGCAAAACUUCUAAGGGCAAAACAUGUUGUUACUGGAUGUGUUUGGCUGGAAUCUUCAGCCUGUGUUUCCCAGGUAACGGGCACGCAUGCAGAGACUGGUUUAUAGACAGCCACUCAUCCAGGAAAUUACUUGACACUCCCAGAAAAUAUGGUAACGUUACCAUACAAAUAUCACAGGACCUACCUUGGUUAGUUUGAACGAUACGACAGACAGCCCUGACUUUGCAGAGUUAGAGAACAAGCUUUUAGAUUUUUCAAGAUUUUGAUACAGCUUGUUAGCUACAUAUUUACUUCCUCGUUGCUUAGUUGCCCUCCUGGACCCCUUGGUUGUGGAUACUUCCAAUUAAUCUGUCGGGAAAAUUCACGGAACAAGAGAUCUCCCUCCUAAUCAUGAUAAUCAAUCACAAGUCAAAAUCAGACUCAACCCUAAUGAGCAAGCUGGUUCCUCCAAAACUCUUAAUGAUUCAUGCUAAAAGUGUAUCAAUAUAUAUAUGCGGCCUGUAAUCAAUAUAUCAUUAAUUAUGGAUGAGCUUAUGGAAACGCAAGAAACCACAGUGUCAACUGUAGAAUAUGUAAUCCAAUUAACCUAUAUGAUUAAUUACAGAUGAGCUUAUGGAAACGCAAGAAACCACAGUGUCAACUGUAGAAUAUGUAAUCCAAUGAACCUAUAUCAUUAAUUACAGAUGAGCUUAUGGAAAUGCAAGAAACCAGAAACAAAAGAAUGCGUCAGGCUGAAAAACCACACUUACUCCAUUAAUCAAAUAUUAAAGUAUGAUUAAUUAUGCCUGUAUAUUUUCAAACUUAUAAACUACUAAUUUCUGCUAGAAGUACACAGUGACCUAUAUGUAACCUGAGUUGAAUAAAAUAAUGUGUAUGCCCAUAUGUAACCUGAAUUGAAUACAAUAAUGUGUAUACUUAAAAGGAAAAUUGGAAAGUACAGAAUAGCACCAUGUUUUGCAUAAUUCAUCUUUUAUGAUUCCUCUUUGUUAAAAAGCAGAUUGCGGGACGGGGGUAUCUUGAACAGCUUGCAGGGCAGGGCAUCUUACUUUGUAAGCUGUCUUUGCCAAAAUAGUUUGCGGGACAGUUUACAGAACAAGAGGUCUGGUAUGCUUGUACAAUGUGAUAAGAACAUUUAUUUUUAAGAACAGCUUACAAAGCAAAAAUAUCUUGUAGGCCUGUGCAGUAUAAUAAAAACAUUUAUUUUUAAGAGGUCAUUUGGGCGAUUGCCACAAUGAUGUUGGCACCCAAGAGUGUUAAAUCAUUGUGGCGCCACAGAGACCAGCUGGUGUUUUUAGGAAUGUUUUAGGAGGAGUUACGUUGAACACAGUGUAUAAAAUGGGUGUAAAACUGACAAUCGAGGUUCAACUCUGCAGAGGCUUUGUGCACUUGUGCUAAUAAAGCCUGAUAUUUCUGAAGAGCUUGCUGCCGUGGUGUCUUUUCCCCGUGAAGUUGUUUUUCUACAAAUUAGAGAUUGGACUUUGAAUUCUGUCAUUUCCUAGACACGACAAAUCCUUCUAAGUUGCUGAGUACUGCAGGAUGUAGCAAGGGUUCAAAGUAAUUAUUCGCAGUGAUGCAAACUCCAUGUUCGGUUGUCCGUGUUCCGCCCAGUGGCGGUGAUUAGGGUUGCCACCCGUCCUGGAUUCUCCGGGACUGUCCCGGAUUUUUGUUGUCUGUCCGGUAAAAAAUAAUGAAACGAAAUGUCCCAGAAUCUUAAGUAUUUUCAAGUGUUGCAUACAUUAGUAUUGCUUAAUGAAAUGUAGACAGUGUAUCCAGUGUUUGUUCCAAAUGGUGCAGAGACUUUAUUAACCUUCACAAAUUACAGUAUUUAUUUUUGUAAUGAAAGGGGAAUUGGCACCAAGAACAAGGUAGUUGCGCACCAAAUUCCUUCAGGUUCACGCACCCUUGAGGGCGAUUGACAGUCCGGCUUACUCAGUUUGCCAGCUUCGUAUGUGUCCAGGAUUUUUACAGGACUGAGAUGGCAACCCUAGCGGGGAUAUAGCAGGUGCAGCGGCACUGGGGCUGUGGUUAAGGAGGGCUCAUGUCUUUUAGGAGGGCCCAUGCCCAUGUCUUAUAUCAGUAUGUCCGUUUAUUUUUCCAGGUCUUUAUAUUUUAACCACUCACAGAGACUACCUUUGCUUUUCACAGUGGUGUGUGUUUAUAUCCUUAAAUAAGCAAACUCAUCUGUCAUGUUUAUUAUACUUUCUUUGUACAAUAUACAAUUGGACAAUUGUAAUAUGUGAUCAUGCUAAAUUUAUAUUGUGUGUCUAUUUUACAGAAAAAAGACUAUAAUGUAUGAACUAUUCAAUUAAAUAACUUGUGACUGGCUAAUUAAUUUUGUGUUGGUAUAAUUUUCUGUAAAGAGUGCUGGCGGGACAUUUUCCAAUGUGAACUGUCUUGAUCAUGUGUUGAUAGCUAGUCUAAUGCAUAAAAUAUUGAGUGCCAUUUAGCUGCCUAGUGUGAAGAUGCCCUUGAAGCACAAAAGUAGGUAGCAGAAAAGAAGGGAUAAAAAAGGACCAGGAGGAAAAGGUAGCAAAACUAUCUAACCUGGACAGCUUUUUGAAAAAAGAAAUUGCUCAACUGCUACCCUGUUCCCAGUAGCAGUUGCCCAUCGCAACCGCUGCACCCGACAGCAGCAAAACCUUGCAGGUAGGAUAGCGAGCUAGAUAUAACAUUAGCAUUCUGUACUUUUUCAGGAGAAAAUCCCGCUACAUUUGGCUGAAAGGUGAAUGUUUUCUAGCAACUACAACAUAGCCAUACUAUAGCCAGGUAAACCCUGAGCUGUAUUGGUGUUAACCUGGUCCGUCUAUAUGUCAAAAACGUCUCGCAGGUUAUAUUUCCACCCCCUAGACGUCUAGAUCCAAGUUUUGCUCAAUGCAGUAACGUUAAUGUGCGUUAAAGCUAACUUCAUUCUUACAUUGCUCAAUCUUGCAAUGAUCAAUUAACAUUAGUCAAAGUCUGUAAAUGUACUUCACAAAUGUACUGCAUUGCAUUCAAAUUAGCCAAGGAAGCUGCUAAUUCUCCUAGCAGUUACCAUGUAUUAGAUUUGUUUGUUCAAUUGCAGGACUGGUUUUCUGCUGUAAACUCAGUGUUCCACCGAUGUUAAUUCAGGGGGCUGUAGGGGGAUAUAGAAAUUAUAAAUUGUAUCGGUUAACAAAGAUGAAGCGACCAAAUGGGUGUGUGGACGUUUGAUUGGCAAGUUUGGUCCAUUUAGUUUUAUUAACUGCAGGAGGAGUUGCAUCCAUAAUAAGAAUAAGUACCAGCAAUAAAUAGAAAUAUACUGUUAAUUUUUUAAAUAAUACUGACAAGUUGAACGAUAAAACAAAAGGUGAGAAAUUAAUUGAUUUCCAUACAUUAGUUCAUAUUUUAUUGUAAAAAGAAAAAGAAAAGAAGUGAAUUAGGCAUAAAAACACAUUCAGUGAAUUUUUUGUGUUGUUCUUUUACUCUGAUACUGACACAUGAGUGGCCUAUAGGCCUAAGCUUUAAUUAUGUAAAAAUCCCAACUAUCGUGAGUUGUUUUGUUGUCUUGUUGAUUUGAUUCUAUGACCAUCCACGUUGGUCUAUGUUUCUGACUUGAUUUAUACAAAUGUUCAAAAGUAUCGCAAACAAUGUAGCCUGUGUCCCAAUAACCAAAGUUACUCAUGAGCCAAAUAAAAUCCAAACUAUUUUCUGUAAAAUGUAUGUUUAAUGGUGCUGUGUUUACGUGCGUGCGUGCAUAGGUUAUAUGGUUGUAUACGUAGGCCAAAGAAUAUUUCCGAGCUAGAGGUGUUCUGCCAGGAGGAAUCAGGAAAAGUCCAAAAGAGAGAACUGAAAGACCCUUAGCAGACUACAGGAGGCACCAGAGCAAAGAGCUCCCUGCCGACCAGACAGUAGCCGGAAAUCACUGGGUGGUCAGGAGGGAACCAAUUUUUCUACAGUCUAUGGUACUCGUCUGAGUCGCGGUACCUCCAAUAGGAAUCAAUGGGACCAGAAAGGGGAGACGGUGUCCAGCUAUGCUAUUUAUACUGCGUAUCUCGAUGCGUGGUUCAAAUCACGCCCCCUGCCACAAAUUACGGUCCUGCACGUUACACCCUGGUUUUGUUUUGCAGUGUGCGGACAGACUCAUCUCGAUGUACUGUGAACCAGAUAUUGGAAGAUAUGAUUACAUCCGUUGGAUUAGAUUACGACGAGCCGAAUGGGAGAGACUUUUUCUCAUGCGGCGAUGUUAUUUUAGGGCGACUUAUUUUCGACUUAUCAAAAGAAACGAGAGUUAAUUCUAUCACUUUGUUUUUAAUGGGAAAAGCAAUAGUUCAGUGGGCUUCUGGAUCAAAAAAAUAUAGUCUUGGAAGCGACGAAUAUUUUAAAAUAAAGUGCGACAUCGUGCAACAAGACGGUCGUAUAUUUCAUGCAUUAGCUUAUGUUAAAUUACUUUACGUGUUUCAUUUACUGUGCAAUUGUAGUUGGAUAACUAACCAGCACUGUGUCUAUGAUUGCAUUGGAGUGCUAAUGUUCCUUUCCAUCUUUACAGUGGCUAGUGGUGCUGGUGAGACGGUCCUUCGAAGAGGAACGCAUACCUACCCAUUCAGGAUGCAGCUACCCCUAGGGUGUGCACAUGUUGUGAUGUGAAAUCUAAUGAAUGGUCAAUUCACUUAUUAUAAUGUAAAAAACUUUCCCCCUUGGUUUUCCAAAUAGAAAUUUUCCGUCAUCGUUUCAAGGGGCUCAUGGCAAAGUGACGUACGCUUUCGUUGUUGAGAUACACAGACCAUGGCAUUUUGCCCAGAAAUACCGGAUGGAAUUGAAAUUUGUCAGCCAAUUUGACGCCAACAACCCACAACUGCUGGCACCGCUGUCUGCGUCCAAAAGCAAGGAGCUGUGUUGUCUCUGCUGUGCCUCAGGGCCUGUCUCCAUGGACGUUCAUCUGGAGAGGAAUGUUUACUUUCCAGGAGAAAUUAUUCUGAUCAACGCAGAGUUUGAGAACUCCUCUUCCCGGACAAUCAUUCCCAGGGCAACGCUCAUACAGACGCAGAAAUUCUACACUACCAACAGAUCGGAAAGUACCACCGUAACCAAAGAGCUGGUCUGGGUGGAUGGAUGGCGUGUCAUGCCCCAUAGGUCAGGAGUAUGGGAAGACGAAAGGCUGCAGAUACCUGCCAACGCACCCCCCACCAUCUCAAACUGCCAGAUUCUGGAGUUGGAGUACUCUUUACGGGUGAUCAUCUUCAGAGCUGGACUACUUUAUCGCAUCCUUACAUUCGUAUCACUGUUAAUUUCUGAGCACAUUCACAUAUUGAUUCAUGUUGUUGUUGUUCAUGAUGUUGUUCUUACUUGAUUACAGAUGAGGAUGUACACUCCUUAUGGAACCUACUUCAGUCUAGUUUUCCCUCUAGUGAUUUGCUCUGCUCCUGUGGACCCUCCUCCUGCUUAGACACGGUCUUCUAAAAACCCCAGAUCGCCAUGGAAAUGAGACUGCUGUCAUCAGUACCUGAAUGGGUGUAUGCCUUUUUAACAUAAUCUCUGUAUGCAUGUUGAAGGGGUUCCAGUACAUCACCACUUUUUUUCAUUUACAUGAGAUCUGUACAGACUCUACAAUUUCAGGGUUACAUUUUCUGUCUGAGGUAUUUUUAUUUCUGCCAUUUUUGUACUGUGUUUUGUACCGCCUGGUGCCUGGUUUAAUACUCAGAACAACUGACCUGCAUAAAUAAUGUGUUACACUUUUUUGUUUUUUACUAUUGAGCCAUUCCUAUCUCUGGAACCGUCAAUUGCCUUAUCUGAACUGAGGUCAGAGUAGCUUGAGAGAAGUACCCGUUUGCCUGAUAACGGCAGAUGAAAGGUCUUUGUAAAUAUUUCCUUUUUUUAAUAUUUUAUCUUCUUGAGUUAUCUAUUUUUGAGUGUUGCUGCUGUUUUUAAUCCUGAUGACUUGAGAAUGAAUGUGCUGCUCGGUCGGAUAUUUUUUUUUUUUUUCAUACAGUCUAUGGAGGGUCUGCUACUGUGUAUGUUUACAUGCAUCAUUUGUUAUUGGAGCCACACAAGCUCUUUGGAUUUAACAAGCCAUUCUGAACUGGGCUUGGGUGGCUGAAGGGUGGGAGGUGAUUGACAUUUGCAAUAUUUUAGUGGGUUGGGGACAGUCUUCGCUGUCUCUAAAGCUUACCUGUUCUAACCUCAUUUGUAACUGUUUAACCCUGUUGUGAUAUUAACACAGAAUAUCCUCUGUGAUAGAUUACCUCUUAACUAGUAACACUGAGCAUGUACACACAAUUGUAAUCUUUAUAUAGGGUUUUAUUUAUACUUAUUUAUAUUGUAACUGUUUGAGGAUUUUCAGUCUGCCUUGUUUUAUGCUGUUCAGUAUGUGCAUCAAAUGCAGAUCCAUCAUGGAUACAAUUUUGUCACAGGGAUGCUGAUCCAUUUUUAAAAAAGAGAAAUUCUGUGAACAAAAUUUCUGCUUGUUUGGAUGUAGAAAUAUCUGCCAACCAAAAAGUACCUUGAACUCACAGAAGUAAUUAAGAUGGCAGAUUAAAGCAAAAAUGCGCAGUGCAGCAAGUAUUUGGACAGUGACAUAAUAUUUUAUGUUUUGUCUUUGUGUUCCAAAACGAGCAAAAACUACAAAAAUUGUAUUACUGUCCAAAUAUUUACACAUGGUACUGUAUAUGCGGCUUGGUGAUAAAGAUAACAGGCGCAGGUUUUGUGCAAGUUUAUUUCUGUUACUGUAUUUGAAGAGCCCAGGGAGUCAAUGUAUUUAUAAUGGUGAAACCAAUAGCCUUUCACCAGUGUAUAAAUUGUGUAUUGCAGUAUAUACAGAUAUACUGUAGCAUCACCUAAUGCUUCAUGAUGGGCAUAUUUUAUCGGGAAUUGUAAAGGCAUACUAUUAGGAUGUUUGGCCUUCCUGUCAUCCUGUUUACAAUCAAAGUAGUCUCUUCUGUCCUCAACUCCACUCUUCCCUCUUUUUCCUCAAACAGAAAAGAGGAUCAUGCUAAGUGGGUGGGGCUUGGUUAGUGCUUGGUACCCUCCUGGGAAAACUAAGUUGCUGCUGGAACCAGUGUUGGUGGGUCUGCAGGGGGUGAUCUUCCCUCUGGUCAAAUUACCCACAACUCCUCAAAGCAGUGAUGGGGACACUGCUGUAGGAGACAGCGUCUUUCAGAUGAGACGUGAAAGUGAGGUCCUGGUCAUUAAAGAUCCCUUGAGUAGGGGGUAGUGUCCUGGCUAAAUUCCCAACCAGGCACUUUCAACCAGCCACCUAAUAAUGCCCUGAUCUCUCCACUUCAGCUGGUAAGUGUUGUGGUGUCAUAAUGGCAGCCGUGCAUCCCACCACAAGUGCUACACAUUAGUGGUGGUUGAUGCAAGCUUCCCCUCAUCACUGUAAAGUGCUUUGAUUGUCUAGAAAAGUACAAUUUUAAUGUGGUAAUCUUUCUAUCUGCUGUACAUCUUAGAGGAAGAAAUACAGGGAGGGGAGCACAGAUUCAGCAAAUAGCUCAGCAAAUGUUCAAGGUGAAAAAUCUGCAUAGUAUGCCUUAAAAAAGACAUAAUGCCAAUCCCUGGCCCUUCAACAGGCAAUUGAGCUUUAAAUAAAAAGCCUGAUUGAAUGUACAGAGCUGCUGCUUGUGGAACAGGGGCUACUAUUUUAUAUGUAGUUUAACUGUUUGUUUUGUUUAAUAAAUAAACAUUUGCAUGUAGGAUGUAACAUCUAAGUAUGAUAUGUUAUAAUACUAUUGUAUAUGACCGCCUCUAUUGGGGAUAAUGGAAUGCACUCACAACAGAACCCAGGAUGGUGGAGAAACUUAACAAAACUAAUCUAUCAUCAUAAUAGCAUAAUAAUCAAAAUUAUAUGUAAUCUGAGUUCAUAUAAAUAAUAUAGGAAUGUUUCAUAUUCAAGUAGAAUACAGGAGUGAGGCUAAAUAAGUUAAUAAAUCUAAUGAGUUGCUUAACUUCCAAAGAAAUGCCAAAUUUAGGCCUACUUCAUAUACAUGCCUGAAAUGUGUGGAGACAGGGUGUGUCAUAUAAAACGCCUUUACAUAAAAUUGACAAUUGUCAUGUUUUCAUUUUCAUUAAAAAAUGCUUUAUUUGUGAGGCAAUGGCACUUAUGACAAUACAUAAUCGCAUGAAUAAGUAGGUGUAAUAGUUAAAAUGUUCCUAAUAAAGUGCUCGGUGAGUGUACAUAUGUAACUUGUGUAUGUUCUUAAGAAAAUAAAAACAUGAAAAAAUGCUCUA